UAUCGUGAAAUUAUGGUUUGCCAUCCAGAAAAUUACCAGUGGGAGCGCUGGUGCUUAGAAAACAUUGCUGCUAUUCUCGGCCACCGUUUCCCCGGCAGUUACAUUUGGGUCAUAAAAUGUUCUCGCAUGCAUUUGCACAAGUUCAGCUGUUAUGACAACUUUGUGGCCAGCAAUAUGUUUGGAGCGCCUGAACACAGCACUGACUUUGGAGCCUUCAGACACCUCCAUGCUCUAUUGGUCAACGCCUUUAAAAUUGCGCAUAACUUUCUGCUGUCGCAGAAGACCACCCGUGGUUUCAGCAAGGAUGGAAAGGCUGCCCCUUACAAAUCCCCCACCGCCCCUACUACCAACGGAUGCCCAGCGGCAGAAAAGGAGCCAGACUGUGAACCUUUCAGCGAUUCAACCGUCAGCUUUAUCGAGCCUUCCGUUAUCGGCGGAGCGUCGUUCACUUUAAUAGGGUUCAGCAAAGGCUGUGUUGUCUUGAACCAAUUGCUGUAUGAACUCGAGGAAGCGAAACAGGACAAGGACCUGGCUGCCUUCAUCAAAAACAUACAAGCAAUUUACUGGCUGGAUGGUGGUCAUUCUGGAGGGAGCAAUACCUGGGUGACCUGCCUGGACGUGCUGAAAGGAUUUGCACAGACCGGGAUUGCUGUUAACGCGCAUGUCACCCCUUACCAAGUAUUUGAUACGAUGAGGUCGUGGAUCGGAAAAGAGCACAAGCGGUUUGUACAAGUCCUCGAGGAGCUCGGCGCCAAUGUCUACAGCCAGCUUCACUUUGCCGAUGAAGCCCCUUCCUUAGACAACCACUUCAGAGUCCACGAAGUAUUCUGACACUGUGAAUGUACUGUGGUAUUAUGUUAACUGCAAAAGCACAUCUCGGACUGUGAUUUAACGGUUUUGAGGCGCUGGCUUCUAAACCCUGGAAGGGGAGAAUACUAUAACGUGUACUAAUGUUUACGUUUUAUGGUAGGACUGGGCUUUUAUCAAAGUCUCGUCUUGCAUUUGCACCUGGACAGCCUCGAACCUGUGGCUUCAAGAUGAGGAUUUUUGUUUGGAUCUGUAUCACGGCUGAAGGAAGGCAA
Messenger RNA from Gekko japonicus, 1082 nucleotides. It is a transcript of the gene CUNH2orf69, whose product is annotated as chromosome unknown open reading frame, human C2orf69. The transcript has a single exon. NCBI's taxonomy places the organism in Eukaryota, Metazoa, Chordata, Lepidosauria, Squamata, Gekkonidae. Gene Ontology annotation, cellular component: mitochondrion. The coding region runs from base 13 to 831 and encodes 272 amino acids. The record is from RefSeq and is a predicted model, not a curated record.